Messenger RNA from Didymodactylos carnosus, 1306 nucleotides. Lineage: Eukaryota; Metazoa; Rotifera; Eurotatoria; Philodinida; Philodinidae. The record is from the annotation of a GenBank genome assembly.
CCUAUCACGUCGCCAUUGUAUAACUGCGUGCAAAACUCGGAUCAUCUUCAAAAUUAAAUCAUUCACAAUAAUUUCGAAGCGAAGUGUAUUGUUUGUACGUGAAAGAGAAACACAAAAGGUAUGUUAUGGACUAGUGGAAAAGAAAAGUGUCGUGUCAGUCAUGAAAUUCAUCAAGGCUAACGUGGUUAUUAGUUGCUCUAUGCCGAGCGAGACCUUGUAGAAACUUGCUUGUUGUUUUACCUUAAGAAAUGGAAUUUAGAAAUCAUGAGGCGCCGCUGAGUGUGUGAAGGAAGUUAGUAUUAGUUUGGAAGUAGGGUUGAAUUGAUUUUUGUUAUGCACAUAUUCAUAUUGAUUAUGGUCAAGUUGUGACUGACCACAGAGGAAGGUGUGCAAGUUCUGGUGCGACCAUAGUGGCUAUCCUGUAGUAGGUACAAAAGUUAUAAAUUGCGUUGGAUAAAUCCACUUAAAUAAGUCUGGAUUUGCUUAUUGAAUUUUUUAAGUUUGUAUGUAAGUGCGAUGCUGUUUUUUGUAAGCUCGAGUUUCCUGCUUUUCUGAUUAUAACAGUUUCUAUAGAGAAAGGAGAAUGAUCAAUUAAAGCAUGCCACAGGUUUGGAUGAAGAGACAUCUUGGACUUCUGCUUCUGUGGAUGCAUGUUUUAAUUUGUGCAUCGUCCAUUGAUAGAAAGCAGGUUAUUGUGCAUGAAAGUUUGUCGAGUUUCAAGAAACACUAAUACUAAUGCUAGUCGUAGGUUUGAUGAAUUGAUAACAUUUAAUUUUCAAGUCCUAAGUCAGACACUGAGACUUGAGAAUCGUUUGUUUUUUGCCAUAUUUAUUUAUUGGUAGCUUUUUUAUCUUGUAGAUGUUCAACGUUUUCAAAACAUUCAAUACUUUAUAUUACAAUAAGUGAUCUGCACACGAAAAUGACCAAAAAAGAAAAGGAAAAAGCGUUCAAUUUGAUCGAUGAACGUAACUUUAAAAAAUGUGCAACACUAACAUCGCGUUUCAAGCUACUUAAAUAUUUCAAAGAUCAUCAAGAUUUAUUAAAAAUAUUUGCCAAUUAUCGAGCAUCUUCAAAAUUAGAUGAUUUAUCAUUAUUUUAUUGUUUUGUGGUUAGUUUGAUGCACUGGGGACAAGAGAGCAAAUUGUAUGUUGAAAAUCAUUAUGUUACAGUUAAAUUAUUUGGUGUUCUAAGGGGUGAUAGUGGUAAGUACAUGGGAUUUGUCUUUGAAAUGUUGUAUUUUAAUUUGAAAAAUGCCGCAAGGCCUAAACACUUUAAAAUUGGAAAAACUAUGAGGCUUUUCAACUGA